GGUCAACACACGCCACCCUUCUCGUUCACGAAGGCGUGUCUCUACGCAAGUUUGUCAAGUUCAUCAUCGAUUUUGUGAGAAAAUACCUUCCCCGGAGGCAAGUGUUUUAGUGACAUUUCCUUCCACGUCUCCACGAACUCCUGCAAUCUUCUUCAAUCUGGUCCAUGCACAAGCGGCGAUAUUUGUGGCUGCUCUGUGUUGCGCUCGGUGCCAUUAUAGUUUAUCAGUUCACCAGGAAGCCGCCCCAAGCCAGGAGGAUGCAGCGCACUGAGGGUCUGAAGGCUGAUGCGUCUCAGUUUAGUCUUGAGGGAGAGCCCUUCCGCAUCUUGGGGGGCUCCAUCCAUUACUUCCGUGUCCCCAGGGCGUACUGGGAGGACCGGCUGCUGAAGAUGAAGGCCUGUGGACUCAAUACCCUCACAACAUACGUGCCGUGGAACCUUCAUGAGCCGGAGCGAGGAGUGUUCAACUUUGAAGAUGAGCUGGACUUGGUAGCCUACCUGCAGCUUGCCUCCAGGUUGGGCUUGUGGGUGAUUCUCCGACCAGGACCAUAUAUCUGUGCUGAGUGGGAUUUAGGAGGACUACCCAGCUGGUUGUUGCGAGAUAAAAACAUGAAACUAAGGACCACUUAUCCUGGGUUCACCGACGCAGUGGACUCCUACUUUAACCAACUCAUCAAAACAGUGGUGCCUUUUCAGUACUCCAAGGGUGGCCCAAUUAUCGCUGUUCAAGUGGAGAAUGAAUAUGGAGACUAUGCUAAAGAUGAGGACUACAUGGCUUUCAUCAAAGAGGCUUUAUUGUCGAGAGGCAUCACAGAGCUGCUGCUGACCUCAGAUGACAAAGACGGGCUGAAGCCUGGACGAGUUAAUGGAGCUUUAGAAACCUUGAAUUUUCAGAAACUGGAUCUGGGCGACAUCAAAUAUUUGGAAGAACUACAUCCACAGAAGCCGAAGAUGGUGACGGAGUAUUGGACGGGCUGGUUUGAUCUUUGGGGGGACCUUCACCACGUGUACCCGGCUGAGGACAUGGUGGAGGUGGUCAAACAAAUUCUCAAGCUCGGCAUGUCCAUCAAUCUCUACAUGUUCCAUGGAGGCACCAACUUUGGGUUCAUGAAUGGAGCGUACGCUAUUGAUCUGCCGGCGCCGAAGCCAAUGGUCACAAGCUACGAUUACGAUGCUCCAUUAUCCGAGGCCGGGGAUUAUACCACCAAAUACCAUCUUCUGAGGGAUUUAUUCACCCAGUACCACACCAAGCCUCUGCCAGAGCCGCCAAGUCUUCAGGAGAGGAGAGCGUACCAGCCUGUGGUCAUCCAGCAACAUCUGUCGCUGUGGGACACUCUGCACUUCACUGACAAGCCGACCAAGUCGGAGACCCCGGUCAACAUGGAGAACCUUCCUGUUAACCACAACAACGGCCAGUCGUACGGCUAUACGCUGUACCAGACCCUCAUCACCAGUGGAGGACGGCUCCACUCCAGAAACAGUGUCAGAGACAGAGCGCUGGUCUUUGUGGACCGACUCUUUAUUGGUGUUUUGGAUUAUAAAACCCAAGAACUCCCGAUCCCUGAUGCAAAGGAAGAAAGAGCUCUACGUUUGUUGGUGGAGAACUGGGGAAGGGUGAAUUUUGGCGAGACCCUGGAUGAGCAGCGCAAAGGGCUUGUUGGAGAUGUGGAGCUGAAUAAGAGGCCACUGAGAGAUUUUGUCAUUUACAGUUUGGAAAUGAAGCCAGACUUUAUUCACAGACUGGUGGCGUCUGGACAGUGGAGGCAGCAGCAGCAGCAGCCACCGCCGCCGCCGCCGCCCUCCUACCCCAGCUUCUUCCUGGGGCGGCUGCAUGUGGACGAAACCCCUCAAGACACAUUCAUCAAACUGCCUGGUUGGUCCAAGGGGGUUGUGUUCAUAAACGGGAGGAAUCUGGGCCGGUACUGGUCCGUCGGACCCCAGCAGACUCUCUACCUCCCGGCACCGUGGCUUCACAGUGGAGACAACCAGGUCAUGGUGCUUGAAGAGCAGGAAUCAGAUGGGAAGAUCCAGUUCACCAGCAGCCCGGACUACGGGUCCACUGUGGCGGUCCAGUGAGGACUGGAGCAGGAUUGGAAGCUGACAGAGGUCAAACUUGAGAGAAUCCAACUGGAGUCAUCAAAUGGAGCUUUCCUUGUCAGAAGACUUGAACCUUCGUUCGGCUUCUCCCUCCGGGGACUCCUCCUUCAUCUGCUGGUCCUCCACUUCCUUCCUUUCUGCCCUCGUCCUGUCCAUCAACCUCUUUUGUUUUGUUCACUCAUCUCUCAAUAUACCUUAUAAUAACUCCUCAAACCAGUCCCUCCAGCUGUCGAUGAUUCCAGUUGAGAACAGUGUGUUUCAUGAGUCAGUCUCCAUGCUGGAGCCCAUUUUUGAAACUAGUUUAGAAGUCAUCCUCAUGCAUUUUGAAGCCUUUCUCCAGUGCAGACAGCACCACUGCACCAGCGGCUUAUAGACCGCUGCAGCUUAUGUAUGAACAAGACCUAUUUUCCUUCUUACAUUUAGUGGGUGGGGCUAAUUCACACGGUACAGUUCUAAAAUUGUAAUUUGCGGUGGUUUGAAAAAAAGUUGAGGUGGAGGAAAUGUUUUCUUUUUGCUGUCGAAAAAGAACCACACUACAUCACACAAUGUAAUUUCAUAUUUUCCUUAUCUUAAAAUGUAAUGAUAAAUAAAGAUAUAUGCUAGGAAAAACUCUUCAGUCUUAUGUGAAAUGUUUCACCCGCCAUGAAUUCAAUGUUUAUUUAGUGGUUAUUAAUUUCAUUUAUCAGAAUCAUGUUCACGCUUUUAGGUUCUCUAUGGCCUUCUCUGUUAAACCAUCUCACAUUGGAAAAAGUGGGAGUGUCCUGUAGGAGCCACACCCAUGAUCACCCAGUGGUGGGCCGCAGAACUGCAUCCUUAGGGCCGCAAAUGGCCCACAGGUGGUGAGUUUACCACCUCUGUUUUGAAGGAUUUGACUCUUGGUUGUGACUUUGUGGUGGUGAGUCUGGGCCGCUACUGCCACCUACUGUCUCUUGACUGCCAUGAUGGAAUUGAGAGUUCCAGUUUAAGUCAGUUACUUUCGGUGUCUUUUCUAAGUUGGAAUUCUCUCCUGAUUUUCCCAGCAUCUUCACGCGACGGAAGAAUUGCCAGCACUCGCUCCUUCUUCUCAGCUGUUUAUUUCACUUGCUAACAUCGCUCUCGGAGAACACAUCCACUGUGUCAAAUAAACACCCAAAGAGUCACAUGCAGAGAAAAUGUGAUUGACAUGGCAGAUGGCGCUGAAGGGGAGCGUGUGGUUUUUGUGCCU
Molecule: messenger RNA, 3300 nt
Organism: Synchiropus splendidus (mandarinfish)
Lineage: Eukaryota; Metazoa; Chordata; Actinopteri; Syngnathiformes; Callionymidae
Product: beta-galactosidase-1-like protein 2
Exons: 20
Coding region: 165-2075 (636 amino acids)
Biological process (GO): carbohydrate metabolic process
Cellular component (GO): vacuole
Molecular function (GO): beta-galactosidase activity
Source: RefSeq, a predicted model, not a curated record